AUGUGGUCUGGAAAGCAAGAUCUGCUUGAAAGCCCGCCAUCCCCAUUGACGUCGUUCUCGUCGCUGCUGUCCCAACUCCACCACCGCUGCCGUCGGAGAAGGAAGGACACCCACAAUGGAGGAGUUGAAGCUGCUAAUAAAAUCCGGUGCAUAGAGAAGGAGAAACAAGCUCUCCUCAAGUUUAAAGAAGCUGCCAUAGAUGAUUAUGAAAUUCUCUCUUCUUGGGGGAAUGAAGAAGCUAAGAAAGACUGUUGCAGAUGGAGAGGAGUCCAUUGCAACAACCACAGUGGUCAUGUAACCAUGCUCGAUCUUCAUGUACCGAUGUAUGGUCCUUAUGACCAUUUGAGCGGUAAGAUUUCUCCUUCAUUGCUUGAAUUGCAGCAUUUGAAGUAUUUAGAUCUUAGCGGAAAUUCGUUUGAAGGGCGCUUCCCAGAGUUCAUUGCUUCCUUGAGCAGAUUACAAGUCCUCAACCUCAAUGCCAAUUACUUUGGUGGUCCGAUUCCUCAUCAGCUUGGGAACCUUUCCAACUUAAGGUAUCUUGAUCUCUCUUUUAAUCAUCUAGAAGGUCCGAUUCCUCAUCAGCUUGGGAACCUUUCCAACUUAAGGUAUCUUGAUCUCUCUUUUAAUCAUCUAGAAGGUCCGAUUCCUCAUCAGCUUGGGAACCUUUCCAACUUAAGGUAUCUUGAUCUCUCUUUUAAUCAUCUAGAAGGUCCGAUUCCUCAUCAGCUUGGGAACCUUUCCAACUUAAGGUAUCUUGAUCUCUCUUUUAAUCAUCUAGAAGGUCCGAUUCCUCAUCAGCUUGGGAACCUUUCCAACUUAAGGUAUCUUGAUCUCUCUUUUAAUCAUCUAGAAGGUCCGAUUCCUCAUCAGCUUGGGAACCUUUCCAACUUAAGGUAUCUUGAUCUCUCUUUUAAUCAUCUAGAAGGUCCGAUUCCUCAUCAGCUUGGGAACCUUUCCAACUUAAGGUAUCUUGAUCUCUCUUUUAAUCAUCUAGAAGGUCCGAUUCCUCAUCAGCUUGGGAACCUUUCCAACUUAAGGUAUCUUGAUCUCUCUUUUAAUCAUCUAGAAGGUCCGAUUCCUCAUCAGCUUGGGAACCUUUCCAACUUAAGGUAUCUUGAUCUCUCUUUUAAUCAUCUAGAAGGUCCGAUUCCUCAUCAGCUUGGGAACCUUUCCAACUUAAGGUAUCUUGAUCUCUCUUUUAAUCAUCUAGAAGGUCCGAUUCCUCAUCAGCUUGGGAACCUUUCCAACUUAAGGUAUCUUGAUCUCUCUUUUAAUCAUCUAGAAGGUCCGAUUCCUCAUCAGCUUGGGAACCUUUCCAACUUAAGGUAUCUUGAUCUCUCUUUUAAUCAUCUAGAAGGUCCGAUUCCUCAUCAGCUUGGGAACCUUUCCAACUUAAGGUAUCUUGAUCUCUCUUUUAAUCAUCUAGAAGGUCCGAUUCCUCAUCAGCUUGGGAACCUUUCCAACUUAAGGCAGCAAUUUGCAACAGCAUUGAGUGCCACAUUGGAGCUAAAUAUAACAGUAUUUAGUGUUGGAAUGUCUUUGAAAUGGGAUAAUGUUAAAGUGGGACCACUUGGGGAUAUGAAACCUUAG
Camellia sinensis is the source of this 1590-nucleotide messenger RNA. NCBI's taxonomy places the organism in Eukaryota, Viridiplantae, Streptophyta, Magnoliopsida, Ericales, Theaceae. The record is from RefSeq and is a predicted model, not a curated record.